AUCUAUCCACUCAUCCCUAGUUGAAAAUAAUCACCAUUUCCAAACCAGCUGGUCCCUGUGCAUGAGGCCAGAUGGAAGAUCGACAACCAAAUGAAGUCCGUUUAGAUCGCAAGGGAAAGUCCACCGUACCCGCUAUCACAGUUACUCGUCGUGGAGGGCAUCGUGGAGGACAUCGUGGAUCCUUCAGAGGCUUUGAUUCUAGUCGAGGUCGUCCGCCAUAUCGCACAUUCAAUCAAAGAAACUUGAUCCCUCACUCUACCCUGUCUCCUGCGUGGGAUCAUUCGAAUAAAUUUUCUUCAACCUCUUCUCCAUCCAACACACCGGGUCGUUCGCUCGAUCACUUUAAACAGGAGCCUUUGGGCCAUUUAGAACAGUCGGACUUGCGUCCGCCCAAGCGAAUCAAAGUUAAUUCUCAGCAAUUUUCCUCAAGGGUGUCCCAAGGCUCAGAGAGGCACUUUCAGACACGAGGAUUGCCCUAUACGAGCAUUCCUUUACCUUCACAAUGCCCAAAAGUCAUCCUUGGUGAUCAUGAAGCGCAGGCUGUUCUCUCCUCUUACAAAGCAAUGCACAACGAUCGUUCUGUGCCCAGAAAAAUGAGUCAAGCCGUGCAACGUGAUUUGCCUAGCGGUAGGGCGCAUACUGUUCGAAAUGAGCCCCAGUGUGAUAAAAGUGCGAACAACACUCAGGAGGUUGCAAAGGCAAAGAGCUGUGCUUCUGUAUAUGGCGAGGAGACCUCCAAAGUCAGUCCUAUCGUGGGUGCAAGCAGCUCAACUCGAAGACUGCCACAGCUAGCGAAAUCUUCUACGCCCGCGUCAUUGGAAGUUCUAGGCUCCUACUCAACACAUGCAGCAAUACCUCGAAUAAAGGGUUCCGCCAUACCAGGCAAGCAGAGAGCUUUUCCAUCUCGAGUUGUAUCUCCUCCAGAAGAAAUCAUCGACCUUACUGUUGAUCCUCCGGAUACACAUGUGAUUGUUCCCCCUCCCACACUGACACGUUUCUUCCGCUCUGGAGUUCUAAAGAUAAAUUCAGUAUCUUCUAAUGCACCCUCCCCAAUGGAUGUCACAUCUGCGGCGGAACCGAUUGUUAUACCCGACAGUGAUUCCGAUGAUAUUGUUCCACUAAGGGAUCUUAUCAGCACAGGUGGCAGCAUGGUUGCGAAGUCUCUAAAAGAACCAGCUCAAGUAUUCUCCGAGACGUUAGUCAACGGCCCGAACGAGAGUUCUUCAUCAGAUCCUGCUUUGGUGCUCAGCACUAGGCCUGGCCCUUCUCGUCUUCUUCUCGACGCCCACGAUAAGCCGCGCCGCAUACUCAGCGCACAUUGGAAUUCGUCUCUUAUAACCGUAUCUAUGCGCGGUUUCGUCGAGAGCCUGGGUAUGCCUGACCUGGUGCUCCAGCAUAACUUACGAAGGCCAACUGCCCCAACUCAAGAGUCCGUUGAUGACGCGUGUAUACUUCACGCGGGUGAUACGUCAGUCGUCGUUCUGGCCCAUGCACGUGAAGAGAAACAAAUUUCGUACUUGACAUUUCAAACCUCCAGGGGAACAAAUUUUCGCGUUGUCAAUCGUCCUUGGAAUACGACCAAGAAGGGGGGGGCGAGUGUUGUGUCGACAAUGUUGCAACCACUUAUGUUUACCAGUGGAGGUCAUGAUCAUGCCGUUCAUAUUUGGAAAAUUUCCCCUGAUUUUAUGGGCGUCUCCUCGACACUUUUGGCAAUUAAGCACACAUCUGUGAUCCAGUCCCUUCUUCCCAUUCGUGACACUAGUCACAAACUCAUAUCCGCUGGUGCGGACUGCAGUGUCCAUUUAUGGGACCUAUCUCCGGAACGUGUUGUACAUACAUUCAAGACAUCCAAUUCUCCGUAUCACGCACAUAAGACGGAGUCACCUUUCUGCACCUUACUUGAGGUUGGCCAUCGAGAUCUGCAAUUCGAGCUUCGUGAUCAUCGUAUGGUUCCGGAGCAUCCUGCUGAACGCUUUGGCUUUUUCACGACCGAGUUGCAUGGUCGUUUCAUCAAAGGAGAUACUUGGUCUCAUUUUUUCGCCUCGGGAAGCCGCAAUGGUAGUGUGCGUCUCUGGGACUUGCGCAAUGUUCGGGAGCAACUUGCAUCUGUCUCGUGUUUCAGCAAUGACCAGGUGGUGCAGGUGUUGAAGACGGAGUCUGACCUGUUGGCUUUUUCAAAACGCGGUGAUGUGAUGACAUUGAAUCACAAAUAAAAUGAUGAAGUGCGGCACACUCUCGGGCUAGCCUUCGUAGUUCCAGCGAUUAUUACAUUAAUUAUUGUCUAUCGUCAUAUUUUUGUAUACAGAGCAUGGGUAUUGGAACGAUAGGCUUGUAGUACCACGUGAACAUAUCAUUCACCAGCAAUCUCACAAGCACCAAGC
Messenger RNA from Suillus fuscotomentosus, 2381 nucleotides. RefSeq lists its product as uncharacterized. The record is from RefSeq and is a predicted model, not a curated record. The transcript has 6 exons. Gene Ontology annotation, molecular function: protein binding. The coding region runs from base 72 to 2213 and encodes 713 amino acids. NCBI's taxonomy places the organism in Eukaryota, Fungi, Basidiomycota, Agaricomycetes, Boletales, Suillaceae.